Ictalurus punctatus (channel catfish) is the source of this 4857-nucleotide messenger RNA. It is a transcript of the gene tagapb, whose product is annotated as T cell activation RhoGTPase activating protein b. Gene Ontology annotation, molecular function: GTPase activator activity. Gene Ontology annotation, biological process: regulation of Rho protein signal transduction; signal transduction. The transcript has 14 exons. Bases 1449 to 3974 code for a protein of 841 amino acids. Lineage: Eukaryota; Metazoa; Chordata; Actinopteri; Siluriformes; Ictaluridae. The record is from RefSeq and is a predicted model, not a curated record.
UAGUAGUAGGAUGAGGAGGAGGAGGAAUAUUUGUAGAAUCUGCAUGUGUUUUGAAUCCUGAUAUGAAUACUGACAUGCACUAUAGGGAGAAAGAAAGAGUUUUAAAGUUUUUUCUUUUAAGUUCUAUAAAAGGAUUUAUCAUAAUAACAGCUUUAAUAAAGUUCGGUUUAUGGAUCCACUCCGCUAGCUCUUUUCUUUUUUUUUCUGAAUAAAGUGAAAUAUUUUAUUUCUGACACCGGAUUGUUGUUGGUCUUCUAAAUGUAAUGCCAAAUAUAAUGAUGUUUAUGAUGAUGACGUGUGUGUGUGUGUGUGUGUGUGUGUGUGUGUGUGUGUGUAUUUUUGUCUCUCGAACAGCUUGUUUCAGUGCACACAGCCUGCAAAGUUCAAUUAAACCCUGAGUCAGUUGUGAAGUGUGUAGGCGGAAGUGGAUUUUUGAGGUACGCUUCUGUGAAAUCGUCCCCCAAAAUGACGUCAUUCAUUACAAAACAAUCGAAUCGAACUUCAAAGGAAAGGAAACUGUUUUCAUUGAAACGAAAAUAUUCCCAUUUACAAAACUCGAUCAACUUUUAAAGACUUCAACGCGGGCAAACCUUACUGAGUACAAUCACGACCUUAAUGCUAUUGUUUUAGUCUCUGUGUGAAUGUGGACACGUUUUAUCUCCUCUCUGAUAAAACCACACAAAACGAGCUUCGUCCGGCUUACACGUUCACAUUCUGUUCUGAAUAUCCACGUUUCAUCAACUCACCUGAACGUCAGCAGACAGAGAGAGACGGACCAGGCCAGAACGACCGUCUUCUUCGGGUGGACGUGUCCGUCUUCAUCCUCGCAUCCUUCAUCGUCCUCACUCUUCAAGUCACAAACCCAAAGCUGCUCCAGGUUUACUCUGUGUUUCAGUCUGUAGCUGCCUCUGGAUCUGAAGAAGAAGAAGUAGCAAUGAACAGGGGCAAUAAUAUUCAUCAUUACUGUUAUAACAACUUUCCGAAUGAAUAAUACUGUAUGUAAGGAAUAAAACUGCUACAGGAAAACAAUCCAAAAUCCUUCACUAGCUUCCCCACCUCAUGUCCUCAUCUACUGGACUGGUGUAUCUUGUAAUGAAAUAAUUCUAAUAAGUAAUACUUAUUUUUAGGUUUCCAUGUGUUUAACACCUCGCCACGCAUAAAGCAGGAGGUUUGUGGGUGGACGCUGUGACAGUCAUUCCCCUCACGGCUGCUCUUUCUCUGCUGCGUCAUUAACGUCGUCCUCAUUAACUUACAUCACCACAGAGCUGGAAACGAGCUCAGAGUCUCGUCCUCACCCUGUCUCACCGCCCGGGGAUUAGCGUUAGGAGCCCUGCGUUGUUUCCAGCCUCAUUAGCGUUCUCUUUAUAAGGCGAGGAAGGGAGCUCAGGCGCGUAGUCACAUUCGGACCGGGGAGUGAAGGAGCUCUCUGUACUGACCUGCCUGCUGCUAUGAGGAGGAGAAGCUACGAUGAAGUUACUGCAGAAAUGCAACCGCACUUGCGCAGUCUGGCGCAGAGAAGACGAUCCGCACCAAGCGUGGUGUUUGGGAAGGCUCUGGGAAUGUCUUGGCCCUCCAUCAGGGAGGAGUGUGUGCCCGCGAUCGUGAUCGAUCAGUGCCCGUUUGUGCUCGGUCUGAGCAGUGAGGACUCGGAGCUCAUCCUGGACGACACAGUGCAGCUCACCGAGGGACAGAAGACGAGCGAGAGACAUGUAUUCCUCUUCAGUGAUGUGUUGGUCAUCGCUAAGCUCAAAUCCAGAGGCAGCUACAGACUGAAACACAGAGUAAACCUGGAGCAGCUUUGGGUUUGUGACUUGAAGAGUGAGGACGAUGAAGGAUGUGAGGAUGAAGACGGACACGUCCACCCGAAGAAGACGGUCGUUCUGGCCUGGUCCGUCUCUCUCUGUCUGCUGACGUUCAGUUCGCCUGAAGUUAAAGAACGCUGGUUAGAUACCGUUCACAGGAAAAUUACAGAGGCUAGGAAGAGGACCGCUACGAUUUCACCACCUCCAAGUGUCCUCAUGAAGGUCUUGAGCAGCACCACCACGAAUAAAGUUCUGAGCGGAGGAGGAAUGGAGGACAGUGUCAUCGACCUGCAAGUUAAUGCUCUCCAUGGCAACGGCUCCUCCCUGCAGUGCAAGACGGAGCUGGCAAUUGCAGAACAUGAUGGUGGUAAGAGGAGCCUGUUCUCCAAGCUUAAGAGAAGAGACACGCACACAGGCAUGCCCACACGGCCAGGACACAAGACGAGCCUGCUGUUUGGUCAGCCUCUCCCCGGAGACUCUAAAAUCCCCAAACCCAUUGCUGAUCUUCUUGUGCUGUUGUGGAGGAAAGGUCCCGAUACAGAGGGGGUUUUCCGAACAGCGUGUAACAGCAAGAACCUGAGUGCCGUCCGUGAUCAACUCAACUCUGGGGUUGCGGUGGACUUGGAAGCACUGCCUGUGACUCUGCUGGUCGGAUUGUUAAAGACGUUCCUGAGGGAACUUCCAGGAAGUCUGCUGGUGGCCGAGCACUAUGCUGAGUGGAUAGAAGCACUGGAGAAAGAGAAGAAAGAGGAGAUACCUGCUGAAUUGAGAAGGAUUGUUUCCAAACUCCCCGAAGCCAACAGGAUCCUGCUGCAGUACCUGCUCUGUCUGCUGCGCCACAUUAUCCAGCGAUCAGAGAAGAACAAAAUGGAUCCCAAAAACUUGGCUAUCUGCAUUGCACCGACUCUGCUACAGCUCAGCAGCCAGCCGCUGGACGUGAGCACGGUCGAAAAGGUGACAAGCUUAACCCAGUUCCUGAUUGAAAAUUGUUGUGAAAUCUUUGGAGAAAGGAUCCUGAGUCUGCUUGGAGACCCAGAAGAAGAGCUAGGACAUAACUCAGAUACGAUGUCUUCACACCAGCACGACUCCGCAUAUGACAGCACCGAUGGAGAGAGCGGAGAGGCGACAGGACAAACACAGCAAGCAUGUCCUCACAUCCAAAUCCAAUGUUCAGUCAAUCAUUCCCACUCCUCAGAAGAAAUUUUCGAGCCUUUCACCAAGCCCUUCGACCGGCGCAGCUCCGAGCCCGCCAUCUUUUCUUCGGUCGGGGUGAAGGACCUUCGAUUUCUGGCACGGAGUCACGAUGACUGUUCUUCUGCGAAAGAGUAUGGAGAACAGCCUCUGAAGAAGCAAAAUUCCGACGACUCGUUCCUACAAGCACAGAGGAGACCGUUGCAACCUUUACUGAGAAAAACGACUGGCAGUCUAAACCUUGAAGUACCGGUCAUCUCCAAAAACUUCUCCUGCUCCUCAUCUUGUUCUCUGGAGAGCACUAACUCGAACAUCUCUGAGAAUUCAGUGUUUGCCAACUCUCCUUUGCCCUCUCCGUCCAGCCCUCGGAAAAUACAACCCGAGAGACACAUGUCUCUUAACGUAAAAAGCAAAAUGGACACGAAUUCAAGGCGUCCGUUUCCAUUUAAGCGAGCCAAAAGCCUAGGAAGUUUCUCCAUUAACAAGGCAAGCGUCAAGAAAACAGAGGCACAAAAAGAGGGCACUUUUUCAUGUGGAACGUUGCAGGAGGACUCUCAGAAUGAGGCAGAAGUUCUGGAUGAGCCGGUGAGGCGCCAAAGGCCGCUCUCUGCCAUAGAGGUCUUUGAGCAUGUGGACAGACGUGACCCUGGAAGUCCACCGUCGUACCAACAGGCUGUGAAUUCUGGAGUCCUUCAGCCACCUCCUGAAUACCGUACCAUGACUGUCCAUGAUGCAAGAGGGCUGGGCCAAAGAUCUCGUCCUAUGUCUAUGAAUGAUUACAUCUUGGACUCUUCUCCCGUUUGCCAAAUUUUGGACAAGUUGAACUUUUCCAACGACGAUUUAGUUGGACCUCAGCAGGGCUCAUUUAGGCAAAGAGCCAUGUCUGAGUCGAUAGGCUGCACCAGGAUCGACAAACUCCAUCGUCGGUGCAGUCAGCCUGUGUUCGAGGAACUCUCGUAUGGAAAGGAGUCGUAUGUGUAAAUCAGUACUUAGCUUUUUGUUGUUUUCACAAAGCACUUGUUAGGCCAAGACAUUCCCUGUAAGGCAGUGUCAGUUUUUUUUUUUCUGUUUCUAAAAGCUACUUAAUAUACUAAUAUAAAAUAUAAUAUCACCAGUCUGAAGCUAUGUUUAUGUAAAUAUCUGUAAAUAGAGCAACCUAUUAAAGGAAUGGUUAGGCAAAAUCGAUUAUUUACUUUUGCACCGGAGCUCCACGGCUAAUAAUGCUAACAAGUAAGAGACGUCUGUCUCACCAGAAAUAAAUAGCUGCCUCAAAUCACAUCAGUGGCUUCAGUAAUGUCAUGUUGACUUACCCAUGUAGUUUUGGACAAUCUAUAAUGUAUAAACAUGAACAGAAUCUCACUGCGUAGCUGAACACUGCAGCGGUAUGGGGCAGCCAUCUUGAAAGGCAAAUCACUUAUUUCCUUAACUUCAUUUUCUGUUCGCUAGACCCCACCUCCAAAAGUCUGAAAGUGGAAUUAUACCAGAAACUGGAAUUUUUCCUGACUAUUCCUGCUGUUUUACAAAACCAUUUAUUAUUAUUAAAAAAAAAAAAAAAAAAAUUAUAUCAUCAUUUUUGGAAAAUAUAUAAAUAUAUAAAUAGAUUUGUGGCUCAGGUUCAAAACUAAAGAAGCACACGUUAAUACCAUUCAUGUCCUUGCUGAUUGACUGCAUUUGCACAAAGCUGUGUAUAUCUUUGUUUUAACCAUAUUAUAGAGUUCAUUCUUCGUUUUCCCCAUCUGCCUCUGGCACUUUCGUGAUGACACUUGUACAUAUAUAUAUAGAGAUAUGUGUGUUUGUGUAUGUAUGUAUUUUAUAUGUUAAUAUUCCACUUUUCUUCACUACAAUAAACUUCGUCUUCUAUGAA